AUGAAGCCGCCGCGGUGCCUGUGUGACAUUUGUACCUGCGGGCGCCAUCGCUGCCCUCAUAAACCCACACGGAUUUAUGAUAAUGGACAACAGCCAUGCCUCACAACAGAGUAUGUGGAAAAAUAUCCCAAGUAUAGCAACAUCUCUCCUCCCUGGAGCCUGAAGCCCAAACAAGAGUACCAAGUGCAUCGUGGGAAAAUUGAAGGAAUUACAACAUUUAAAUCUGAUUAUUUACCAUAUGAUAUUGUGAAGCGACCCUUUAAGGUACAAGAAGAAUAUAAACCAAAGACGGGAAAGAUAGAACUGGGAACCACAUACCAGAAAGAUUAUAAUGCUCAUAAAAUAGAACCAGUGACAUUAGUAAGACCUCUAGAGAGAAAACACACUACAGGAGGAAAAUUGGAUACCAUACCAACCUAUCAAGAUGACUAUAGAUCAUGGGAAGUUCAAAGGAGGGAGCCUAGCAAGGUGGAGCAUAUAUACCACCCACCUACAGAGAAGUUUGGAAAUUCUACUACAUUUCAAGAUGACUUUGUUCCUAGGGAACUGAUUCCCAGGCAAAGCUUUAAACCUCCUUGUGUGGCCAAGCGUUCAGAUGUGCCUUUCGAUAGUGCCACUAGCCAUCGCACUUACUAUAUUGCUUAUCAGCUGCAACCAAAAUUCCUGAGAUCAAAAGAAGAGUAUAAGCCAAACAACCAACCCUUUGAAGAUCUCACAACUCACCGGAAUGAUUUUAAAGGGCUACCUGGGCAACUUGCAAAGAGCUGCAAGCCUGAAAACGCAAAAGUCGAAUCCAAUUGUCGUUUUGAUGGAGUCACUGAAUUUCAGGACCGUUUUCAGCCAUGGUUGGUCUCCUUGCCUGAGCUCCACAAAACAAAAGAGUAUGUGCCACCCCCAGGCACAAUGGAUUUUAAUUCCACGAGCCAUCUUGAUUUCAUUAAGCAUGAGAUUUCUCCUGCUGUCCCCAUAAGACCGGUUUCUAAUCAAAGAAGAAGCAACGCCCCUUUUCAAGGGAAUACAACUACAAAAGAAGACUUUAAAGCUUGGGGCAGUUGUCGGCAAGAGAUUAUUAAGAAACAACAGGAAAUUCCAAAACCCACUGGGAAGUUUUAUGAUUUAACUACGUUCAAAUCUCACUACAUACCACAUCAGAUCAUUCCAACUCAAAGUUUCAAACCUGUACAUGCUAUAAUUCCUAAUUCAGCUCCUUUUCAAGAUGAAACGUUGUAUCGCAUGGAAUAUAUGCCAAAGAAACAAGAGAUCUGCCCAGCAAAUUAUCCAUCUCCUCCAGGUUAUGUCUAUGUAAACACAGAUUCCAACGGUCACAAAUUCUUCCGACAGCUAACUCCAGAAUUUUCUGAAUCAAAUAGUGAUCCUAUCCCAAAGGAAGCAGUUGUUGUGUCCUAACACUUAAAUGCGAUACUUCAAGCACCCUCAUGAAAUAAUUUGAGUCCUACUUGUUAAUUUUUUCUUUAAAUAAUGCUGAAAGCAAAUUAAAUAAUGCAAAUUGUGCUUUUAAAAGCAUUCAAACUAAUAGCUUGAAGAAAAUCAAAGCAAA
Molecule: messenger RNA, 1558 nt
Organism: Colius striatus (speckled mousebird)
Lineage: Eukaryota; Metazoa; Chordata; Aves; Coliiformes; Coliidae
Gene: SAXO2
Product: stabilizer of axonemal microtubules 2
Exons: 4
Coding region: 1-1407 (468 amino acids)
Biological process (GO): microtubule anchoring
Cellular component (GO): cytoskeleton; axonemal microtubule; ciliary basal body
Molecular function (GO): microtubule binding
Source: RefSeq, a predicted model, not a curated record